Messenger RNA from Pygocentrus nattereri (red-bellied piranha), 3076 nucleotides. RefSeq names its product E3 ubiquitin/ISG15 ligase TRIM25-like. Gene Ontology annotation, molecular function: zinc ion binding; protein binding. Lineage: Eukaryota; Metazoa; Chordata; Actinopteri; Characiformes; Serrasalmidae. The record is from RefSeq and is a predicted model, not a curated record. The coding region runs from base 1119 to 2897 and encodes 592 amino acids. The transcript is spliced from 8 exons.
GUAAGUGAGUGAGAGUGAGAGCGAUAGAGAGUGAGUGAGUGAGUGAGAGAGAGAGAGAGAGAGAGAGAUUGGAAUAUUUUAUAUUUACAUAUAAAAGCAUGAACACUGUAGCGUCAGCGUAGAGUAAGACGUGGGAAGCAUUGGGCACGUGGGCAGUUGUGCUUAUUAGAACAGGCAGUGAGGAGAUAUCACUGCCCAGCGCUGUUCAGGUCACCAAUAACCACACAACUCUGCUUCACGGAAAACACAACCCCACUCUACUGACCCCACUGCCCAAUAUUAACCAGCACAAACAACACAUCUGAAACUGAGAAACAACUUUAACACAUUAUCUCCCCAAGCUCGGCACUGCCCGAGAGCCCCUUUGCAUGGUCUCUUUGCAUGGCCACGCCUCCAGGAAUCCUGUGACAGCAUGGCCAGUGGUGGGACGCCACAAUAUCUACACCCUAGUAGACAUAACUGACCGUGGCUGGACUUCUGAUUAGUGUUAAUAUAGCUGCCUAUAUCACCAUAUUGUACCAACUAUUACAUCUAUUGCAUGGUCAUUAUAUUACUGUACACCCCCCCCCAUACACACACACACACACAUGCGCAAGGAAGAUCAUAUUCAGUCCCUUCAACGUUCAACCCACCCUUGGAGUCAUGAGUCAGUCAAGGGUGAGUCCGAGUCGAGUUGUGAGUCAGUCAGUAGAUCUGAAGAUACACAUUGAUUUACUCGUACAAGUUGGGCCCAUUUAAUCCAUGAGACUACAUUGACGGCUCUGGUCCACAGGGGCCGCUUUCCAGGCUCCCAGGAAGGAAUUCUGUCUUUAUUAAUCUCUUUCCUUCUUCUCUCUUUCUCCUUCCCUCUCUGUCCAUCGUCUCUCUCUAUGGCUGUGUUCCAAACAGCCUGUCACACCACUUGCAUACUGUUAUUGGCCCAAACGUAGCAAGUAGUUGGCCUACAAAGUGCUCAGUGUGCUAUUUUGAACACAGCCAUUGAGUCAUUAACAAACACAGGCAGGAAGUCCCUCCUACUCAGUUCAGAGAAAACGAAACUUAUCCCAGAGUGCUGCUCUCUCUCUCUCUCUCUCUCUCUCUCUCUCUCUCUCUCUCUCUCAGUCUGUGAGAUCAGGAAAAUGGCAGAGGCCAGUAUUUCAGUAGAUCAGGACCAGUUCAGCUGUCCAGUCUGUCUGGAUCUGCUGAAUGAUCCAGUGACCAUUCCCUGUGGACACAGUUUCUGUGUGGUGUGUAUUAAUGGCUGCUGGGAUCAUGAGGAUCAGAGGGGGGUCUACAGCUGCCCCCAGUGCAGAGAGACCUUCACUCCGAGGCCUGUUCUACGCAGGAACUACUUUAUAGCUGAAAUGGUGGAGAAACUGAAGAAGACAGAACUCCAAGCUGCUUCUCCUGCUCACUGUUACGCUGGACCUGGAGAUGUGGAGUGUGAUUUCUGCACUGGGAGGAAACUCAAAGCCAUCAAGUCCUGUUUGGUGUGUGUAGCGUCUCUCUGUGAAACUCAUCUUAAACCUCACCUGGAAAUUCCAGCCUUGAUCAAACACCAGCUGGUCCAAGUCUCCACACCACUACAGGAGAAGAUCUGCUCGCAACAUGAUGAAGUGGUCAAGAUCUACUGCCGUACUGACCAAAGCUGCAUCUGUUAUUUGUGUACGAUGCAUGAACACAAAGGCCACGAUACAGUAGCAGCUGCAGCCGAGAGAACCGAGAAACAGCGUCAGCUGAAGGAGGCUCAGAGGAAAUCCCAGCAGAGACUCCAGCAGAAAGAGAAGGAGCUCCAGGAGCUGAAACAGGCUGUGGUCACUCUUAAGCGCUCUGCACAGACAGCAGUGGAGGACAGUGAGAGGAUCUUCACUGAGCUGAUCCGCUCCAUUGAGAAGAAGCGCUCUGAGGUAACAAAGCUGAUCAGAAUUCAGGAGAAGAACCAGCUGAGACAAACUGAAGAACUCCUGAAGAACCUGCAGCAGGAGAUUGAUGAUCUAAAGAGGAGGAACACUGAGCUGGAGCAGCUUUCAGUCACAGAGGAUCACAUCCAGUUCCUCCAGAGCUUCCAGGCUCUGAGUGUCUCUGCUGGAUGUGAGGACUCCUCCAGCAUCACUGUCCAUCAACAUCCCUCAUUUGAUGGAGUGAGGAAAUCUCUCUCUGAUCUGAAAGACAGACUAGAGGAAUUCUGCAGGGAGGAGUUCAGGAAAAUCUCUCCACAGGCUGCAGCAGUUCAGAUGACUUUAUCCUCAGAGACAAAAAACAGAGGUUUUCGACAGUCUGCAGCAGUUCAGAAGAUUUUAUCCUCAGAGCCGAGAACCAGAGAAGACUUUCUACAGUCUGCAGCAGUUCAGACGAUCUCAUCCUCAGAGCCGAGAACCAGAGAAGAUUUUCUACAGUAUUUCUGUCGACUGACUCUGGAUCCAAACACAGUAAAUCAUGAACUCAGUCUGUCUGAGCAGAACAGAGUGGUGAAGUGGAGAGGAGGAGACCAGCGUUACUCUGACCAUCCAGAGAGAUUUGACUACUGGACUCAAGUGUUGUCUAAGGAGAGUGUGAGUGGACGCUGUUACUGGGAAGUUGAGUGGAGCUACAGGGAGUGGGUGGGCAUAUCAGUGUCAUAUAAAGGGAUCAGCAGGAAAGGAGAUGGUGAUGAGAGCAGGUUUGGAUUCAACAAUCAGUCCUGGAGUCUGAGCUGUUCUAAGAAUCUCACUUUCUGGCACAACAACAUUAAGACUGAGCUCUCAGCUCCAUCUUCCUCCAGAAUAGGAGUGUAUGUGGAUCACAGGGCAGGAACUCUGUCCUUCUACAGCGUCUCUGACACACUGACCCUCCUACACACAGUCCACACCACAUUCACUCAGCCGCUGUACGCUGGGCUUAGGGUUGUAGGAACUGUGAGGUUACUUGACCCAAACUGAUGAAUCUAUUGUAUAUUGUGCCUUUAAUUAAUGCUGAGCGAUAUAUAGAUGUCUUGGCAACAUAUGCUGCCAUCCAGACGACGUCUUUUUCAGGAAAGGCCUUGAUUAUUUCAGCAAGACAAUGUAAAACCACAUUCUGCAUGUAUUACAACAGCUUUGCUUCAUAUUAAAAGAGUCCA